AAAACAGUCGGCUUUUGCAGCGGGCGAAGCGCCAUCUACUCAGUUCCCCCCGAGCCUCAAGCUCCGGGGCGAAGCUGCAAACUUCGAGGCUGCACGCCACUCUAUCUCUCCGUCCCUCCCGCACUCCCUCUCUUCCUUUCGGACUCCGCUGCAGCACUCUCAGCACCUCAGUUGAGCAGGAGCACUGCACUGAGUCACAUCUAUAGCUACACACACGCUCUCUACACGCACGCACACACUUACACGCACACACAAGCACAGCCUCCUGCGGUAUCCCAUACAGCGCAGCGACUUUUCCAACGGCAUACCAAGUGCGUCCUCGCCGGGGGAUGGGAAGUGCAGCUCCCGGGUCUCAGAGCGCUCAGAGCGGCAUAUAGGGUCCUGCUGAUCAGGGAUACUGCUGGAAGUCUGCUGCUAUUUCUUUUUCCCGUGUAGGAAUCGCCUUCUAACUACACCUCUACCGGGGAUUUAAAAGUGGACAAGCCGUUUGAUCAGGAUAUAACAUUAUUCUAAGCAUUUUUCAUUUUUGGGGGGAGUAAAAGGAGUUGGGGAUUGCUCUGGACGUGCCUCUUAUCCGCAGUGUCGAUGCGGCUGCGGCUCUGAAGUGAUAUCUGCAUAGAUUACAGGUACAUAAUGUCCUCCAUUUCAAGAGAAGCUUGAUCCUAAUUGGCCGACAGUACUGGACUGUGCCUCCUUCCCUCUCCUCACCACUCCCAGCCUCUGCACAGCCAUGACGCCCCUUACCAGGACAUGGACCUGCUUUUUUGUAUGCUGCUUCCUGUCUAGUCUGGUGCUUCCUGUGACGUCACAAACAGUGGUGCAAGCCCCACAGGCCCACAGUGCCGGCUCCCAGGUGAUCACGGCGUCCCUUCAGGAGGAGGAGUAUGCAUCAUUUCGUGCUGAGAAUCCUGAGUGGACAUUCAACCAUCUGGCGGUGGACUACCGCAAUGGCAAUGUUUAUUUGGGAGCUGUCAAUCGCAUAUACAAACUGUCCCCGGGCUUAGAGGUCCAGGUGUCCCAUGAGACUGGCCCGGAUGAAGACAACCGCAAGUGCUACCCACCACGUAUCGUUCAGCCCUGCAGUGAGCCACUGACACUCACCAAUAAUGUCAACAAGAUGCUUCUAAUGGACUAUCGGGAGAACAGGCUGCUGGCAUGUGGCAGCCUCUACCAGGGCAUCUGCAAACUCCUUCGCCUAGAUGACCUCUUCAAACUAGGAGAGCCCUUCCACAAAAAGGAGCACUACCUCUCUGGUGUCAAUGAGAGUGGCUCUGUGUUUGGUGUCAUUGUGUCUUAUAGCAAUGCCUCUCCGGACAUGCUGUUUGUAGCCACCGCAGUGGAUGGCAAGCCAGAGUACUUCCCUACUAUUUCUAGCCGCAAGUUGGCCAGAAACUCGGAGGAGGAUGGCAUGUUUGCCUAUGUCUUCCAUGAUGAGUUUGUGGCCUCUAUGAUUAAGAUCCCUUCAGACACCUUCACUGUCAUCCCAGACUUUGACAUAUACUACAUUUAUGGCUUUGCCAGUGGGAACUUUGUCUACUUCCUGACUUUGCAGCCUGAAAUGGGGGGUGGGCCAACAACUGGAUCGUCCUCUGCUGGUCGGGAACAGGUCUACACCUCCAAGAUAGUCCGCCUUUGCAAGGCAGACACCGCUUUCAACUCCUAUGUGGAGGUGCCUAUUGGAUGCAUUAGUGGCAACGUGGAGUACCGAUUACUCGAGGCAGCAUACCUGUCCAAAGCUGGUGCUAUCCUGGCACGCUCACUAGAUGUGGCACCAGAUGACGAUGUUCUGUUCGCUGUUUUCUCAAAAGGCCAAAAGAGGCGUCCACGCCAGACCUCGCAGGACUCUGCGCUGUGUGUCUUUUCUCUGCGGAAAAUCAACGAGAAAAUCAAAGAGAGGCUGCAGUCAUGCUACAAGGGUGAGGGCACACUGGACCUGGCUUGGCUCAAAGUCAAAGAUAUUCCCUGCAGCAGUGCGCUCUUGACCAUUGACGAUGACUUUUGUGGCCUCGACAUGAACGCACCAUUGGGCGUGUCUGAGAUGGUGCGUGGCAAGCCGCUCUUCUCAGACGCUGUUGACAAAAUGACCUCCGUCAUUGGCUACGUAUACAAGAACCACUCGCUGGUCUUCGUGGGCACAAAAAGUGGACGAGUCAAGAAGAUCAGAGUAGACGGAUCCUCUCAUGCUCUGCAGUAUGAGACGGUGCAGGCGGUGGAGAAUGGACCCAUCCUCAGAGACAUGGCCUUCUCUUCUGACCACCACUACCUCUAUGUCAUGUCUGAGACCCAGCUGUCUAGGGUGCCAGUGGAGGCCUGUGGUCAGUACUCAACCUGCAGUGAAUGUCUCGGCUCAGGAGAUCCCCACUGUGGCUGGUGUGUCCUGCACAACAUGUGCACCAGAAAGGAGAAAUGCGAGCGCUCAUCAGAGCCCCGUCGCUUUGCAUCAGACAUCAAGCAGUGUGUGCGUCUCAGUGUCCACCCAAACAACAUCUCAGUGUCCCAGUUUAGCGUCACGUUGGUGUUGGAGGCCCAUAAUGUCCCAGAACUUUCUGCAGGUGUCAACUGCACCUUUGAGGACCUGGCUGAGAUGAAUGGCUUGGUGGAGGGAAACCGGAUCAAAUGCUCCUCCCCCGCAGAGAAAGAGAUGCCACGCAUUAUUGUUGACAAAGGUGACCACCAGAUUGUGCAGCUCUAUCUCAAGUCCAAGGAGACAGGCCUGGCAUUCGCAAAUACCAGUUUUGUUUUCUACAAUUGCAGCGUGCACAAGUCGUGUCUGUCAUGUGUGAGUAGUCCUUACCAGUGCCACUGGUGUAAAUACAGGCAUGACUGUACCCACGACCCUCGCACAUGUUCCUUCCAGGAGGGCCGAGUCAAGAAGCCUGAGGGGUGUCCACAGUUGCUGCCUGCAGAUAGGAUCCUGGUUCCAGUCAACGUGGUAAAGCCGAUCACCCUACGGGCAAAGAACCUCCCCCAGCCCCAGUCUGGACAGAGGGGGUAUGAGUGUCUGCUGACCAUCCAAGGAAACGAGCACAGAGUUCCUGCCCUGCGCUUUAACAGCUCCUCAGUGCAGUGUCAAAACACAUCGUAUUUCUAUGAUGGGAUGGAGAUGAGCAGUCUUCCCGUGGAGCUGACAGUCAUCUGGAACGGAGAUUUCAGCAUUGACAACCCUGCCCACAACAAAGUCCAUCUGUACAAGUGCGACGCCCAGCGUGGAAGCUGUGGUUUGUGUCUGAAGGCAGAUCCGCUGUUUGGGUGUGUUUGGUGUAAAGGAGAGAACCGCUGCACCCUCAAGCAACACUGCCCCCACCCCGAGAACCAGUGGCUGGAGCACAACGGCAUCAACAGCAAGUGCACCCACCCACGGAUCACACAGAUCACCCCUCUCCGGGGUCCCAGGGAGGGUGGCACGCUCGUGACUAUCCGUGGUGAGAACCUGGGACUGGAGUUCAGAGAGAUUCAGGAUAAUGUGAAGGUGGCCGAAGUGGAUUGCACCCCCAUACGUGAGGGCUACAUCCCUGCUGAACAGAUUGUGUGUGAGAUGGGUAAAGCAGAGAAGAGCCAGUAUACUGGGAAUGUGCAGGUCUGUGUCGGGGUUGGAGAGUGCAGACCAGAAUUCAUGGCAAAGUCCUCCAAGUACUACUAUUUUGUGAUCCCAAGGAUUAUUAACCUCAAGCCCAAUCGAGGGCCCGUCUCUGGGGGAACCAUCGUAAACAUCACCGGCAGCCACCUUGAUGCUGGGAGCAACGUGUCAAUCAUGUUUAAGGACCAGCCAUGCACUUAUCUGAGGAGGGGUGGCCAGUGGCUCACUUGCCGAACCCAUGCUUCCCUGCAUGGCUAUGGAAACGUGUCAGUGUCUGUGAGCAUAGACAAGGCUCAUCUCCAGAAAGACCUGCGGUUUGAGUAUGUGGAAGAUCCCACCAUCACCAAGAUAGAGCCCGAGUGGAGCAUCUACAGUGGACAUACCCCAGUGACAGUGACAGGAACUAACCUGGACAUCAUUCAGACCCCACUCAUCAGAGCUAAAUAUAACAGCCAUGAGACACUCAAUUUGUGCCAGGUGCUCAGCCCUACAUCCAUGCUGUGCCAGACCCCAGAGCUGCCCAUCAGUCUGGCCAGGCAGCAAGAGGUGCCGGAAAGACCUGAUGAGUUUGGCUUUAAACUGGAUGAUGUGCAGGCUCUGAUGGCACUCAACAACACCAACUUUAUCUACUACCCCAAUCCUGAGUUUGAACCACUCAGUGUGUCUGGGGUGCUGGAGCUUAAACCUGGAUCACCCAUUAUACUGAAGGGGCGGAACUUCCUUCCACCAACCAAUAGUGGUAAUGGAAAGCUGAACUACACAGUUCUGAUUGGCGAGAAGCCCUGCAUGUUAACAGUGUCAGAAACCCAGCUGCUCUGUGAGUCACCCAACCUGACAGGUCGACACAAGGUCCUGGCACGUGUGGGUGGUAUCGAGUUUUCCCCGGGUGUGGUCCACAUCACGUCCGACAGCCCGCUCAGCAGCACGGCAAUCAUUGGCAUUGCUGCAGCCGGUGCCCUGCUCAUCCUCUUCAUCGUGGUGGUACUCAUCGCCUACAAGCGCAAGUCUCGUGAGAGUGACCUGACCUUGAAGAGGCUACAGAUGCAGAUGGACAACCUCGAGUCACGUGUGGCUCUGGAGUGCAAAGAGGCUUUUGCAGAACUCCAGACAGACAUUCAUGAGCUAACCAGUGAUCUGGAUGGAGCAGGAAUCCCCUUCUUGGACUACAGGACCUACACCAUGAGGGUCCUCUUCCCAGGCAUUGAGGAACAUCCUGUACUCAGAGAUCUGGAGGUGCCAGGCUACCGCCAGGAGCAAGUGGAGAAGGGGCUGAAGCUCUUCGGCCAGCUCAUUAACAACAAGGUCUACCUGCUGUGUUUUAUUCGCACUCUGGAGGCCCAGCGUGGUUUCUCCAUGAGAGACCGUGGCAACGUGGCCUCACUUAUCAUGACAGUGCUGCAGAGCAAGUUGGAGUACGCCACUGAUGUCCUAAAGCACCUGUUAUCUGACCUCAUAGACCGCAACCUAGAGAGCAAGAACCACCCUAAGCUACUGCUCCGCAGGACUGAAUCUGUUGCAGAGAAAAUGCUCACCAACUGGUUUACGUUCCUCCUCUACAAGUUUCUGAAGGAGUGUGCAGGUGAACCUCUCUUCUCCCUCUUCUGUGCCAUCAAGCAGCAGAUGGAGAAAGGCCCCAUUGACUCCAUCACAGGAGAGGCACGCUACUCGCUCAGCGAGGACAAGCUCAUCAGACAACAGAUUGACUACAAGACGCUGGUGGUGAACUGCAUCCAUCCAGAGAAUGAGAAAAGCCCAGAGAUCCAGGUGAAGGUGCUGAACUGCGAUACCAUCAGCCAGGUGAAGGAGAAGAUCCUGGAUGCCAUCUACAAGAAUGUCCCACACUCCCACCGCCUAAAAGCCUCCGACAUGGACCUUGAAUGGCGUCAGGGUCGAGGACAGCGCAUGAUCCUGCAGGAUGAGGACGUCACCACAAAGAUCGAAGGUGACUGGAAGAGACUGAACAUGCUGGCCCAUUAUCAGGUACCUGAUAAUGCUGUAAUGGCCCUGGUUCCCAAGCAAGUUACAGCCUACAAUUCAGUAAACAACUCCACUGUGUCUCGAACUUCUGCAAGUAAAUAUGAGAACAUGAUCAAGUACACUGGAAGCCCUGACAGCCUGCGUUCCCGUACUCCUAUGAUCACUCCUGACCUGGAGAGUGGGGUCAAGGUUUGGCACCUUGUGAAGAACCAUGAGCACGGAGACCAGAAGGAGGGCGAUCGUGGGAGCAAGAUGGUCUCCGAAAUCUACCUGACACGACUUCUGGCUACCAAGGGUACGUUACAGAAGUUUGUGGAUGACCUGUUUGAGACCAUCUUCAGCACGGCCCAUCGAGGCAGCGCCCUGCCACUGGCCAUCAAAUACAUGUUUGACUUCCUGGACGAGCAGGCAGACAAACACAACAUCCAUGACCCGCAUGUUCGACACACAUGGAAGAGCAACUGCCUACCUCUGCGUUUCUGGGUGAAUGUGAUCAAGAACCCUCAGUUUGUGUUUGACAUACAUAAGAGCAGCAUCACGGAUGCCUGUCUGUCUGUGGUGGCCCAGACCUUCAUGGACUCCUGCUCCACCUCAGAACACCGCCUUGGGAAGGACUCACCCUCCAACAAGCUGCUUUAUGCCAAGGACAUUCCCAGCUACAAGAGCUGGGUGGAGAGGUACUACUCAGACAUUAGUAAGAUGCAGGCGAUCAGCGACCAGGACAUGAAUGCCUACUUGGCAGAACAGUCACGGAUGCAUAUGAACGAGUUCAACACCAUGAGCUCUCUCAGUGAGAUUUACUCCUACGUGGGCAAAUACACUGAGGAGAUUGUGUGUUCACUGGAGCAGGACGAUGCAGCCAGGAAACAGAGGCUGGCCUUCAAGCUGGAGCAGGUGGUGGCCUUCAUGAGUCUGGAGAGCUGAGGACCGCACUUCCCAGGGCGCACUGGGAAGAGACCCCAUCAGAAACCGAGCCGUGCCUGAGCGAAGACCUGUCCCUAUCUUUUUCAUCAUGUGACUUCCUCCCUCCGCCUUUCAAAGAUGAUGACUUCUUCCUUGACCUUUUUUCUGCUUCCUCUUCCCCAAGACAUAUUUUGUUUUCCUCAUCCACUCUGCUGCAUAGACUAGUUUACCUGAAUAUAUCUGGAGGGUGGUUCAGGGCUGAGGUUGGUGUCUCCCACAGUGCAAUGCGGGGGAUCCCUCAGCUUCACCACAGGAAGAGCUUCAAGGGGUGAUUGCUUGAAAGCUGGCCAUAUUGGCAUACUUCAGUCCCCCUACUGGAAAGAAAAGAGGGGGAAAAACGUUUUUAUGUUGCCUUCAAGAAUUUACACUGAUAGGUAAUUCUUUAAAAACCACAAUGUUGGGUGUCCAUUUUGUUGAGAACUUUUUUCAAAAAUAGGAUAGUUAAAAUAAAACCAUCUCUAGAGUCCAGUUUAUUGUAGUUCUAUAUUCAAUAUAUGGAAUCAAGAGGAAACAAAUGAUGACUGCAAGCCAAAUGAACACCUCUGAAGAAAAUUAAUGCAAGGAUGGUUUGCCAAGUUUACACUGUACCUACAAGUGAAGCAUACAUAUCUGCGAAAUUUGGGGCAAGUCCAGGCAAACCUAGAAUGUUCUUUCAAUGUAGCUGGAGUUGUAUUUAAGAAAAAGACUGAUGGGGGUAGGGAACGAUUAGUGCUUCUCUGAACUUUUCCUUUAUUGAAACGUGACUGACACUAAACUUUGCAACAUUCGCACAUUUUUCCCUGGCCCAGCAUACAUUUCCUUCAAAGAAAAUGCUCAUGAUUUCUGCUUCCAUCUGGCUUAUGUGGCUACUGCAAAAUUAACCUAUUAGACAAAGCCCUGGAGGCCCCGACCCGAAUUGGAUCCUCUGUGAGAAGCACACAACCAACUCUGGAAGACAGUGUUUUGACUGGCUCUUGCCAUUUCCAAUCUUGUGUCGCCACUGCGAUGGUCUAUCAAAGCACACACACACAUACGCACAGAUACACACAAUCAGCAGCUGCCCAAGAUCCAGACUGCCCAGAUAUCUACGCCAACUCUGGAGGGGGUAAAUGGAAGAGCUGACUGAAAUGUACUGGGUAAGAAACUGCUUGAUCAUAAAAAAAAUAAGAAUGAUUCAAUACAGUGUAGUCAGAGAUGGCUGACUGCUCCUUAAAGGGGCUCUGUUGUGAGAGUAGCACUUCUUUCCCAGGAUGUUCUUAUUUAAAGACUUUUGUGUGAAGAAAUCAAACAAGAUGGACUUUGUUGGCCAGCCAAAAACCAAAGGAGCUUGAAAUUUUCAAAAAGGUCAAAAAUGUAUUUGUAAAGUGCCACUGAGGAACUGACAAAAAAAUGGACAAAAAAAUAUUGUGACUGGAACUUUAAGAAACCUGUGUGAUUUUUCUGACCUCAGUGUGUCGAGGUGAGAGGCUCUGUGGGCGAGGUGAUCUGAUCCUCCUUUCUCUUUCCAUCGUCCCGGGUCUCCAGCUCUCGGCACACCGUUCACCCUUGUGUCCGGUUCCUGACUUACCAGUUUUCUUUUCUGUUUUGCACAAGCGUUGGAGAUGGUAGCUAGUUGCAUACGGCAAAACCCCAACUCUUGAGUGUGUAACUGUUGAGGCGCUCUUGUCUGUAUUAGUGUAGUUGUCCUCAGUGGCGGCAGGGGGCGGCCUUCUCCAAGCCUCAAAAAAAGAAAAUAAAAGAAAAAAUCUGAUAAAGCAGAGCAGGAACAGAACAAGAUGUGAGCAUCAUGGCAGGAUAAACACAAAAUGAUAGACAUUAACAGUAGAUAAGACUUUAUGGAGAGAGCGAUUGAAAGAGAGAUGAUGGAGGCGCCCUCCGUACCUUUUGACCUCUGCCCUUUCUUUUGCCUUGACAACGUGCCCCAUGUGGUGAUGUGAAUGUGUGAAGACCGCCCUAGGUCCACCUUGGGUCCUUUAUUGGCUUUUUAAGCGCAUGUAAAACGUAAACAAUUUAAGAAACUUAUUAUAAAAAAAAGUGAAAAAUAAGAAAAUUAAGCCUUGCAAUGAUGAUGUGGAUGUGUUCUUUUAUCUUUCUUUUGCUUGGAAGAAUCGAGAUGGAAAAAGUGGAUUGUUCAUGUAAUAAAAACUAUAACUUUUGGUUUAAGGUGGAACCUUUAUCCAGUUCAACCCUUAAUGCAGAACCUCAUGCCCAUGGUUUUUGUUAAGUGUUAGAUACUAAAUAAAACAGAUAUUAUAUACCCUUGCAUGUUGACCUAUUUGGAUGGUAUGAAAUGGAACUGCCUUGCUCAAAGAUAUUUAUAUACUUCUACUACAACUAGGGACAUUUACAAGCCAACUGUUCAUUUUAAGAUUAUGGAUCUCAUAAAAACAACAUGUACCCUGUUUUUAAUUUCUUGUCCUGUUUGCUGUGUCUCCUCUGUGGUUUUAGUUUUGGUACACUGAAGAUGCAAGUCAAGUCUUGCUCUGUCUUUGCUGCUAUUACAUCUUAUUUUGAGAGUUGUCUGCGGCGUUAUUAACUGCUGAUUGAUUAUUUCAUCAUAAUUGCUUAAAAAUGUCAGUUGAGCCCAGAACAGAAACUUUUGGAGUAAUGAAGCCCUGUUUUCAAAUAACUAAAGAUGGGCCCAACACAUGAAAACAAACAGAUGUGGUUCGACAAAGGUUCAUUUCAUAAAAAUCAACAAAGACUGCAUCACUUUGCCACCAUGUGUGUCACCGAAUACAAAUGUUACUAUCCCUAAACACCUGGAAGAAACCAUGUAUACGUGUGUUUUAUCAUACAGAUAAACAACUUUCUAACAAGACAUGCACAGUAGGCUUGAUAGUAGACUUAUGUUUAAGACUGAGUUUGGCAAGUGACUUUCUGUCUUAGCCCUUGUGUCAAUUGUAUGUAAGAUAUCCAAGUCAUUUUCCAUUAAUUACUGUCUGCUGUUUCAACUUGGAGGGGUACAUUCACAAGGUGUUUGCUGGACAUGUUAUGUAGUAAACAAAUCAGACCUAUUCAUAUCUGCUAUUUGAAAAUGAGGGGAAUAAGGACUGAUUUAGCAACUGGACGAUUAAGUCAUGCAAGGCUGGCAUUAAUAUUGUAAGAAACAUACUACUCAAACACCUUUAGACAAUUUCAAAGAACCUCUGUCAUUCAUGUUAGCAAUGUAUACUAUGUCUAGAUACCAAAAGUUUCCCCUCACAGCCGUGUGUUAAUAAAUAACACAAGGUGAGAGUCCUGGAGUCAUUGUGAAUCUGCCCCCCAGUGUAACAUCGUGUCUUUCAUUUCUCCCUGCCCUGUCCCUUCCCCUGCAACAAAGGUUGUCUGCUAGUAGCCACCUUGUGUUGCCAAAAGUACAGAUAAAGUUUCCACCUUCAAACGUUUUGUAGGAACUAAAAAUGUCCUCCUAGCUCAGUGUUAUAGCAGGUGUUACAGAAACAUGCUAGAAAAGACUUUUACUAGACCAUAUUUGAAAGAUAAAGAGUAUCUUAUCGAGAGAUAAAAACGAAACCUGGGGGAAAUAAGGCGAGCUUCUCUAACUUUGUUAUAAUUAAUUGUAUACCUGUGUAUGUAAAUAUAAUGCAUUCCUAUUUUGCAGUCAAGAACAAAAUACUAUUUGUAAUAUAGAAUAAACUUUAUUAUGAAACCAA
Messenger RNA from Siniperca chuatsi (mandarin fish), 10149 nucleotides. RefSeq names its product plexin A4 (gene plxna4). The transcript is spliced from 32 exons. Gene Ontology annotation, molecular function: protein binding; semaphorin receptor activity. NCBI's taxonomy places the organism in Eukaryota, Metazoa, Chordata, Actinopteri, Centrarchiformes, Sinipercidae. Gene Ontology annotation, biological process: regulation of cell migration; regulation of cell shape; negative regulation of cell adhesion. The record is from RefSeq and is a predicted model, not a curated record. Gene Ontology annotation, cellular component: semaphorin receptor complex. Bases 731 to 6478 code for a protein of 1915 amino acids.